This is a messenger RNA of Plasmodium vivax (malaria parasite P. vivax), 3795 nucleotides long. RefSeq names its product DNA mismatch repair protein PMS2, putative. The transcript is spliced from 2 exons. Gene Ontology annotation, molecular function: ATP-dependent DNA damage sensor activity; ATP hydrolysis activity; ATP binding. Gene Ontology annotation, cellular component: MutLalpha complex. The record is from RefSeq and is a predicted model, not a curated record. Gene Ontology annotation, biological process: mismatch repair. NCBI's taxonomy places the organism in Eukaryota, Apicomplexa, Aconoidasida, Haemosporida, Plasmodiidae. Bases 1 to 3795 code for a protein of 1264 amino acids.
AUGAAGAUCCGGAACAUCGGGGAAGAGUCGAUCCACAACAUCUGCAGCAGCCAAGUGAUAUUCACGCUGAGCAGCGUGGUGAAGGAGCUGGUGGAAAACAGCAUAGACGCAGAUGCGACGGAGAUAAAGAUAAAGCUGGUAGAAAAUGGGAUCAAAUUGAUUCAAGUUAAUGACAAUGGAGCAGGAAUUAAAAAGUCAAAUUUUGAAAACGUCUGUGCUAGGCAUGCCACAUCAAAAAUAACAGAAUUUGAAGACAUACACAGUUCUUUAAAUACUUUAGGGUUCAGAGGGGAAGCAUUAAAUUCCCUUUGCAUGUUAAGCGAUUUACAUAUAGUAACUAAGCAUGAGGAGAGUAGCCACGGGUACAUGCUAACGUUUGACAACCUUGGGAGAUUAAGUCAUGAAGAACCAAUCGCACGCCUCAGAGGAACGACUGUAAGUUGCGAAAAUAUUUUUAAAAAUAUCCCUAUAAGGAAAAAAGACUUUAUAAAAAAUAUAAAAUCGCAGCUGUCGGAUUUGCUCCUCCUCAUGCAACAGUAUGCAAUAAUCUACUGCAAGGUGAAGUUCUCCAUUCAAAAUGUCAUUACGGUGAAGGGGAACGUAAAAAAUAUAAACUUACUGCUAACCAACGGAGGGAACGAAACUGUUAAGAAGAGUGUGCAUACCAUAUAUGGGAAAAAAAACAUAGGAAAUCUCAUCGAUUUUAAUAUAGACGCAGAAGAGUGGAAACUCAGGGCUUACAUAAGCGACAGCAACAGUGGCAGGAGAGAUAGGGACAUUCAAUUUUACUACAUCAAUAGUAGACCAAUACAUGUGUUAAAAAAUGUUAAUAAAAUUAUUAACUCCAUUUAUAGGGAAUUUAAUAGUAGGCUGUACCCCAUCAUUAUUUGCAACAUCCUAUCGGAGACCAAAAAUUUUGAUAUUAAUGUAACCCCAGAUAAGAGGGAAGUUUUUUUUAUUUAUGAAAAUGAAUUGUGCGAGAGGAUCAAGACGGCCUUAGUUAAGCUGCUCACUCCGCAGACUAGCCAACUGGUCGACACGCACAUCGGGGACUAUUUUUUGAAGGCCAACAAUAUACGGCUCCCCGCCUUCGGGAGGGCAAUCUGCACACGUGAGGAAGCUACCUUUGCAGGGGGGGGAGUACUCUACCCACGUGAGGAAGACACCUUUGCAGGGGGGGGAGCGCUCUACCCACCUGAGGAAGACACCUUUGCAGAGGGGGGAGCGCCGCUUCAGUUGCUGCCCAGCGAGGCGCCCCUCGGGGGAUACUCCCCAGGAGAAGCGACUCAAUUUGGCCAAAACGGGAAAAAGACAACGCCUUCCUGGGAGGGGGCUUCCACGGAGGGCAGCUUCCCCGAGCGGGCAGGGGGCAGUGCCGGGGGGGUCAAGGAGGAGGUGCCGAUGGCGCAGCGGGGCCGCCCAAGUGGAAGCGACGGGGGUGAAGCAGUUGGCCAAGUUAGCAGCGUUAACCAGGUUAGCAGCGUUAACCAGGUUAGCAGCGUUAGCCAAGUUAGCCGCGUUAACCAAGAUGGCCGCGUUAACCAAGAUGGCCGCGUUAACCAAGAUGGCCGCGCUAGCCGAAGUGCCCAUCAUGCAAAGGCGUGGCCGCCGCGAACUUCCGACGAUGACGAACCGGGGGGGAGAGGCGGCUUCGCAAAAAGUUCGCACCCCCAGAUGUGCGUGCGAGUGAAGGAGGAGCACCCCCAGGAAGAGCGCACCCCCCCCUUUGACUCGAGUGAGCAACCGAGUGAGCAAUCGAGAGAGCAAUCGAGAGAGCAAUUUUGGGGCACUCCCGUCGCCAAUGGGGUGAGUAGCUCUCCCGCGCCGGUGGGCCUCCCGAGCAGUUAUCAUCGCGCGGGGCGCGCACGGCAGGGCUGGCAAGUUGAGGGGUCCCUUUCGAAAAAGGGCGCUCAGGGGGAGGAGGCGCCCAGGGUGGAGGCGUACGAGUACAAGUUGGAGGGGGCGUGCGAGCUGGGGGAGUCGCCUCAGGUGCGCGUUCAGGAGUACCAUCUUGAGGAGUCCCCCAAAGUGCUCGUGCAGGAGUACCAGCUGGAGGAGUCGCCUAAAAUGCUCGUGCAGGAGUACCAUCUGGGGGAGUCGCCUAAAAUGCUCGUGCAGGAGUACCAGCUGGAAGACUCACCUCAGGUGCACGUGCAGGAAUACCAACUGGAAGACUCACCUCAGGUGCUCGUACAGGAGUACCAGCUGGAGGACCCCCCUAAGGCUGACUCACAGGAGUGUAAACAGGACAGGGGCGAAACCCCCCAGUAUGACACACCCCGCAGAGACGGUAACCACUCCGGUGAGGGGGAACUCCUGCCGCGAAGCCAACCUGAAGGGGGGAGCCACGAACGCGGUGGAGACUCACCCGAAGUAGCGGAAGUAGCCGAGUACUCCUUCGACGAUUUAAAAGAAAACAUAAAAAGGAGUUGCAUCAAAAGCAUCCCCAUAGACAUCAACAUGUAUAUCAACAGGGAACAAAUGAUGAGCGGAUUUGAUUAUGACCCAAUCCACGUUGUAACAUUAACAAACAGCGAAAAAAUAAAAAACAUAAUUUUCCCAAAGGGGAAGGAACAGGAGAAGGCGAACAGCUACCUCUGCCUAACUGAUGAGAAGCAGGUAAGUCAGUACGCGGAUUUGUUUAAUAGCAGUUUGAGCAUUAAGGAGGCUGCUACGGUGGAAGGUCAGGUGAGGACUCCCCCCGGAGCCACCUCAGGAGGAUCCAGCGAACACAUCAGCUUCAGCAACAUUGAUGAAGGGCAGAGGGAUUUAUACUUUAAGUCCAAUUUAUUUGAAAAGCUAAAAAUUUGCGGACAAUUUAACAAAGGGUUUGUCAUUUCGAAGAUUGACUUGUUGUACUUUCAAAGGGGGGGCGGAGGAGGAGCGGUCCAUCCGGUAGGAUUGGGGGAGGAGCAAGCGGAACCCCAGGGGAAGGGGAGCUACGCGCUGUUCAUCAUAGACCAGCAUGCGGCAGACGAAAAAUCAAAUUUCGAAAAGUACAACAAAGUCUUCACCAUGAAGUCGCAGAGGCUGAUUAGCAAAAUCGACUUGGAGUUGAGUCCUGCGCAGAUUUACGUCAUCGAGAAGAACCUGGAGGUCUUUUUGCACAACGGGUUCGACGUGGAGAUUGUGGAGGAGCCCCUUCGGAAGCGGAGGCGGGGGGGAGCGGCGGACGGAAGCGGCGAGGCUGACGGAAGCGGCCAGGCCAAUGUGGAGGACGCACUCACUGCCGCCGCUGCGGGGGAGGGCGCGCUGGUGCAGGUGAAGGUCUACUUGCUCUCCCUGCCCGUGUUCAACGGGAAGAUCCUGGAGGUCGAGGACUUCAUGUCCCUGCUGCACCACUUGACGGAGCACCCGAUCACGUACGACAAGGCCAGCUUCCAGAUGUUCAUCCGCAACAAGGGUCAGCCCAACAAGCAGACGGACACCUGGUUCAACUACAACUUCCCGCGCCCCCAGAGGGUCUGGCGCAUCCUGGCCUCCAAGGCCUGCCGAAACGCCGUCAUGGUCGGGAAAGCCCUGAACGUGGCCGAAAUGAUAAAAAUCAAAAAGAAGCUGAGCGUGCUGAAGAACCCGUGGAACUGCCCCCACGGCCGGCCGACCAUCAAGUACAUCAUAAACGACGUGGACAUCAAAAGCUGCUUCCAAAAUUACUACGCAAAGCUCUACGACGAGAUUACCAACCUGAUCGUGACCAAGAACUACGACGCGUAUAAGUACCUCUUCCACAACCACGCCUUCUUUUUGAUUAUGUCUACCAAGCCGAUGCUCGGCCCGCUCCUGAAGUUCCAGUGA